This is a messenger RNA of Megalops cyprinoides (Indo-Pacific tarpon), 1485 nucleotides long. It is a transcript of the gene nat14, whose product is annotated as N-acetyltransferase 14 (GCN5-related, putative). Lineage: Eukaryota; Metazoa; Chordata; Actinopteri; Elopiformes; Megalopidae. Gene Ontology annotation, molecular function: N-acetyltransferase activity. The coding region runs from base 114 to 959 and encodes 281 amino acids. The transcript is spliced from 3 exons. The record is from RefSeq and is a predicted model, not a curated record.
GCAGCUGUCCGAAGUCAUACAAUCAAGUGUUGCUAAAAGCGAUUGUGGUGUGCAACUUUAGCUAUCUUUGGAUCCCGGUACUGAUUAGACUCCCUGGUCUAAGAAAUCCAGAGAUGGUGAAGUUGGAACUGAGCCAGGUUGUGAUCCGCCGAAUGAAGGAGGAGGACAUAGAGGCUGUGAAAGAACUCGUUAAGGAAGGGUCUCGGGGCUCAGAGAACCGCCUCAUUCUGCACCUCCUCACCCGACCCCUGUGCCUGCUCCUCCUGGCCACCGUCUCGUCUGUCAUGCGCUUCCUCCUGCACUCCUUCAUCAUGGCCAUGAUCACCCCCGUCUUCCUCGUCAUCAUCUACCUCAAGCUCACCAUCCCUCGAUCUGUAGGCAUCCUGGGCACGAGAAUGCCCUACUGGGACUACGUGGGGACCAGUUACCAUGGAGCGCGGGACUCCACACUGGAGAAUCCCUACGCGCAAGGCAACGUGAAGCCAAACGCUGGCAGGAACAAAGAUAAAACCGCAGAGCCUCACGAGAAGGGGAGACACCGUCAGAAGGAGAAGGCCAAAGACAGGGAAGACAAAGAGGGAGGGGAGGUGUGGCUGGCAGAUUGCGAGGGAGAGAUUGUGGGGUGCAUCUCCAGAGAGAGAGCGAGCAGGCCAGGGGACGUCAGAAUCUGUCGGCUGGUGGUCCAGUGCUGGUAUCGGAGAGAGGGGCUGGGGAGGCUUCUCGUUCAGAGUUUAGAGAAAAAGGAAAAGGAGAUGGGAGCGAGGCGGGUGUACGCGCAUGUGCCCGCCCCGUCAAAGAUAGGGGACGUGUUUUUCCGGAAGCUGGGCUACCGGAAACAGGGAGAGAUGGAGGAGAAAGGACAGGGAGACGAUGAACUGAAGCAGCAAGAGGAAGAGGAGGAGGAAGAAAGGGGAUGGUUGGGAUUCCAGGUGAAUAAGGUGUUUGUGAAGGAUCUGUGAGAUGAGAGUAAGAUGGAAAGAGUGAUUGUAAAGUUGACAGACUGGGGAAAAUAGGAGACAAGGGAUAAAGGGCAAAGAAGGGGUAAGAAAGGGUUAUACAGGGUGUAAAAAAUGGAGGAAGACACUACCACUGGUUGAAAACUUGAGUGAUUUUGGAUGAGGGUCAACACCUACUACAGAGAAUGAAAAGAGAAAGAUUGGGGCAGCUGGUGAGAAAAGGAGGGAUGGACUAAACUGGCCCUUCUUAUUUUGUGUUAUUUAUGCUUUUAUUUAUUAUGUUUGUAGUUGUGAUUAUGUAUAUUCAAUAUGUUGUCAUUACCCACAUGGCUGAAGUUGUUUUCCUCUUCCUUCUCCUGCACUGAAGGGGGCACUCUCCCCCAAAAAUCUGAUUGUAAUGAUUAUGUUGAAAUUAUGUCAUGUUCAUAUUGUUUUGCUGAUGUUUGAAAAUGAAAAUGUCAGUUUUAUAAAGCCAAAACUCGAAUCAACCUUUUCCAGUUAUUUUAAAAACAGUACACCCCUCCCAGCA